Exophiala spinifera is the source of this 2166-nucleotide messenger RNA. RefSeq lists its product as uncharacterized. Gene Ontology annotation, molecular function: protein binding. NCBI's taxonomy places the organism in Eukaryota, Fungi, Ascomycota, Eurotiomycetes, Chaetothyriales, Herpotrichiellaceae. Bases 1 to 2166 code for a protein of 721 amino acids. The record is from RefSeq and is a predicted model, not a curated record. Gene Ontology annotation, biological process: cell division. The transcript is spliced from 2 exons.
AUGGACAAGUACCUAAGGGCGUGGAGACAAGAUGCCCUGAACAAGGGCCAAAAUGAUGCUGCCAUCUACAUUGGUGACAAGGUCCUCGCCUUGACGAAUAAUGACUCCGAUGCGUUCUGGCUGGCACAAGUUCAUUUUGGCAACAACAACUUCACGCGUGCCCUUGGUCUGCUGUCCAGGAAAGAUCUCAUAGACCGAAGCCUGUCGUGUCGCUAUUUGGCUGCGCACUGCUACAUCAAGCAAGGCCGAUAUGAACAGGCUCUCAAUAUCUUGGGCGAAGACAACCCGACCCAUCUGGUGACGACCUCUCACAAUGCUCGGAGGAAACUGGCCCAUAUCAAUGGACACACCUCAAGGAAUGUCACGCACAGAGGUGUCAGAGCUCAAAGGGAUCGGAUUGAGCUUAGUGAAGAACGGGAAAGAGACAGAGAAUCUGAGAAAGAACUCAAGUUUCAGGCUGGCAUGUGCUAUCUGCGAGGCUUGUGCUUUGCUAAGCGGAAUGCCUUUCACAAAGCCAGAGAGUGUUACAAAGAUGCCAUACGGAUAGACGUCCAGUGUUUCGAGGCAUUUGACCAACUUAUGAAGAAUUCGAUGCUGUCGCCUGCGGAGGAAUUGGCCUUUUUGGAAGAGCUGGAUUUCGACUCAAUCCGCAUUGAUGAUCAGUCGCUGGCCCAGGAAGCCGCACAUUUCACCAAACUACUCUACACCACCAGAUUAUCCAAAUACUCUUCCCCAGCCACGCUGGCAAACGCUACUGAGACCCUCUCAACUCAUUAUAAUCUUGCCUCUAACCCCGACCUACUCCUCACCAGAGCUGAAACACUGUAUACCCAAUGCCGGUUCUACGAUGCUCUUGCGAUCACGACCAACAUCUUGAACUCACAAGACAGCUCAACCAGUGCACUAGAUGCCUCCUCGGCGAACACGAAUGCCUCUCUCGGUCACAGUCCACGUCUGUAUCCCCUUCAUCUUGCCCUUCUCUUUGAAACAGGAUCGAACAAUACUUUAUUCCACCUAUCCCACACGCUGUCAACGCAUGCCCCUCACGAAGCCUACACGUAUCUUGCUAUUGGUACCUAUUACCUGUCAACUUUUCGAAUAGCGGAAGCGCGUCGUUUCUUUUCCAAAGCAUCUUUGAUGGAUCCCCAUUCCGCCCCAGCUUGGAUUGGCUUCGCACAUACCUUUGCCGCGGAAGGUGAACAUGAUCAAGCGAUAGCUGCCUAUUCGACUGCAGCCCGACUGUUCCAGGGAAGUCAUCUCCCGCAGCUUUUUCUCGGAAUGCAACAUCUUGCACUGAACAACAUGCAGCUGGCUUGGGAGUACUGCCUAGCCGCUUUUGAGAUGAGCAGCGGAACCGUUCAAAGUGGGACCGAAGAGGAGUUUUCCAAUAGCAUCUUCAACGGCACCACUAACCUGGGCGGUGAUCCUUUGGUUCUGAAUGAGAUCGGCGUCAUUCUAUACCACCAGUCCAACCUUCCAGCCGCGGCAAAACUAUUCCAUAAAGCCUUGGAACUAGCUUCAGAUUUAGGCUGUAACAUGACUGCGUGGGUUGCAAGCAGGGCCAAUUUGGCGCACACUUUGCGUCGUUUGGGUCGGUUCGAAGAGUCGCUCGCCGAAUUCGAUGAGUGCUUAAGAAUAGCGACAGGAGGAGCGGCCCCAGCUUCGGCCUUCGAGCCAGGCAGGGGCACGACAGCUUUUGCCAAUCUUAGUCUAAAUGGCACAGGUAUGGGUCUCACUCCGAGUGGAGCAGCCAGUGGUUACGAUGAGCGCAAUCUCAUUGGGAGCAUUCAUACGAGCAGGGGCUUGGUUCUUCUCAGCAUGGGCGGUCGGACAAGAGAGGCUGUCAUGGCCUUACAUGAGGCCGUCCGAGUGCUCGGAGGUGAUGCAGGCGGUGGUGGAGUGGCAGGAACCCUACUUACUCGAGCAAUGGAGUAUUGGGCUCUCGAGGAGGAUCUUGAAAUUGACGAUGAAGAUUCGGCCUCGCAACUAGAGUCUGUCGUGACUGACAAAGCAGCUUUAAGAUCCAAACGCAAGGGCAAAGAAGUUGUCUCUACCAGAUCCGCCACGUCCACGAAGGGAUUGAGUAACGAGCGUCUGAUCGAGCAAAGAUUGGAUGGUGAUGCUGACGACAUGCUCGAUGCUGCUCUGGGAGCUGUGCGAGAAUGA